AUAGUAACAAUUACACUUCAAUAUCAUAUAUGUUCUUUAACCAUAGAUCAAUAAUGCCUAUAAAAACCCCCAUGCAAGCAGGAGUACUUCGAAAACCAAACCACAAAAGUCUAUAAACCAGCAUAUAAACCAAACCAUAUGGCAUAUAUGUUCUUUCCCAUGAUGAGCAUGACUCGUCCAUAUGAUGUGGUUAAUCAAGGUCGACCCCUAACUGCAGAUCAGUCAUGGGCUACACUUGACAACGACGAUGCCUUCCGAUCCCUCAUUGACAAGCCUGGUCGUCUGCCCGACAAGGGUGGUCGUCCUCCGCCCAACAGGGGUCGUCCUCCGCCCAACAAGAGACUUCCUCAUGCACUCCACCAUGCUAAUGCUGACGGAGAUGGAUUAAUCGGGGAGGAGGAGCCUUCUCAUGCACUCCACCAUGCUAAUGUUGACGGAGAUGGAUUAAUCGGGGAGGAGGAGCCUCCUCGUGCACUCCACCAUGCUGAUGCUGACAAAGAUGGAUUAAUCAGGGAGGAGGUGCUCGGCGCCCUGGUGCACUAUGCUUAACAUAUAGUGAUCUUCCCUUAUAUAUAUAUAUGUAUAUAGUGUGUCUGGUAACAAGUUAGUAUAUAAAUGUAGUAGCUACCUAAGUUUCAACUUCACAUGAUGUAAGAACCAAGAGGCGGCCAGCUCCUUGUGUACUGCAAGGUUUAGUAAUGCUUGUAUGUGCUUUGGUUUAGUACUGCUUGUAUGUAUUUUAUAUGAUGAAGUACUAGUGCUUGUUUGUGUUAUAA
Molecule: messenger RNA, 776 nt
Organism: Juglans regia (Persian walnut)
Lineage: Eukaryota; Viridiplantae; Streptophyta; Magnoliopsida; Fagales; Juglandaceae
Exons: 2
Coding region: 139-549 (136 amino acids)
Source: RefSeq, a predicted model, not a curated record